ACCUGCAUUAAAAAUAAGUUAUGAUCAAAUUCCAAAUCACUUGAAGCAAUGCUUUGCUUUAUGUUCUCUUUUCCCAAAGAAUUAUGUAUUCAGGAGUGAUGAGUUGAUUGCAUUCUGGAUGGCGCAUGGACUCCCAUUUGGAUUGUCUAAUCAUUUUGCAAUUGGAGAAUUGGAAAAUGUUGGUGACAUGUGUAUCCAGGAUUUGUUGUCUAGAUCUUUCUUCCAAGAUGUUCAUAAUUCCUUCUGGGACUUCAGGUAUUGGUUUAAAAUGCAUGAUCUCUUCCAUGAUCUUGCAUGCAAGGUUGCUCAAGAUGAUUGUUCAAUAGUUGAUUGUCAGACCCAAACAGUUGUUGGAACAGUUCGUCAUCUAUCAUUUUCACACAAUGGUCAAGUUCCACAAUGCGACUUUGACACGUUAAGUAGUGGUGUGCGGACCACUUUGUUCCCAACCGAGCAACAAGAGCUUGCCUUAGUUCAAGCAUGCAUCUCUAGGUUCAAGUACUUGCGGGUACUUAGCUUAAGCAAUUCAUCUUUUGAGGUGUUGCCAAACUCUAUUGGUACUUUGAAGCACUUGAAAUAUUUGGACUUGGCUGGGAAUGACAGAAUUGAGAAACUUCCUGAUUCCAUUUGCAAGCUGUACAAUUUGCAAACUUUACUUCUUCAUGAAUGUCGGAGGCUUGAGCUGCUGCCCAAAGACAUAAGGGAGAUGAGAAGGCUUAGGUAUUUGACGGUUACAACAACUUCCACACACUUCUUGUUUGAGGGUAAUUUGAUCGUGUUACCUCCGAAACUUCGGGUUUUGCGUAUAUAUUACUGUACGAGACUAGAAACAUUGUUUGGAUGGAAUUACUUGUAUCAAGUGGGAAGAUCGUACUACGGCCGCUUUUCUCUUCCCAAUCUUCAAACAUUGGUUAUUGCAGAUUGUAAAAGGUUGACCUCUUUGGGAGGUUUUAUGUGGCACCUAUUCCUAUUAGAGAACCUGGUAAUUUUGAAUUGUGAUGUGCUUAGUUUGACGGGAGAAGAUCAUUGGUACCCAAGUAGACUUAAAAAAUUGAAGAUUUGUGAUUUACCAAAGUUGGAGGUUUUACCGCAAUGGCUUAAACAAUCUGCUAACAAUUUACAGUUCGUAACUAUUGAAAAUUGUGAGAACUUCAUGGCCUUACCAGAGUGGCUGCCAAGUCUAAAAUCACUUCACACGCUUGAGAUUCUUAAUUGUUCCAAGUUGUCAUCUCUUCCGGAGGGGAUGGAUCGUCUCACUGCCUUAAAAGAAUUGAAGAUUGUAUCAUGUCCUGAAUUGAUUAGGAAAUGCAAAGAGGAAGAUUGGUCCAAGAUUACUCAUAUACCAACGUUACUUUUGAUACCAUAAGAUGAAGACGUAACUGCUUCCAUGCCGUGACUUCAGCAAGCCCUUAAUGCAUGUCAGUUCAAAGAUAUUUGUACUUUGAUUGUGUUGUAAACAUUUCGAGAAUUAGAAUUUGUAUUAAUUGAUGUAAACAAUUAAAUAUUUCUGUAAGCGUUAGAACAAUAUUAAAUUUGGUAUCUUUUCUUUUUUGUCA
Molecule: messenger RNA, 1556 nt
Organism: Corylus avellana
Lineage: Eukaryota; Viridiplantae; Streptophyta; Magnoliopsida; Fagales; Betulaceae
Source: RefSeq, a predicted model, not a curated record